AUGCCUCGCAACGGAGACGGAUCAAGUGACAAUGGACCUAUUGAAGGCCAUGAGAUUCUUCACGGUACAACUGGAGAUGACUCCCUCCAACACACCAAACACGUAGCACCCAUGCCCGAGGGCGAAAAAGGAGACAGUAUGUUCCCCACCCCCAUUCAUCCAUUACAACAACACAAAAGAACACACUCCAACGCAUCUACAUAUACCAAACUAACCCACCAUCACCACAGCCCUCCCAGGAUUCUCAGGCGGCGGCACCACAGCCCAAACAUCCACCUCCACCUCCUCCCUCUCGGACUCCAAAAAACGCUCGGAACUUCACCACGCCUCCCCCUCCCCAACCUCGCACAUCCAGCAAAAACACUCCAGACUAGACUCCGACGAAGCCGGCAUCGCGGGUGCGACUUCGCACGCUGA
Molecule: messenger RNA, 417 nt
Organism: Bipolaris maydis ATCC 48331
Lineage: Eukaryota; Fungi; Ascomycota; Dothideomycetes; Pleosporales; Pleosporaceae
Source: RefSeq, a predicted model, not a curated record